AUGGCACUGGUUCCUGUCAAGAAAGAGCCGGGGCUCUUGAAAGUGAAAUGUGAGCUUCGAGGUCACCCUGAUGCAGUGGUUUCUGUGGAUGUGGAAGCCGAAGCGGCCAAAACUCUGAAGAAACUCAAACAGAGGGAGUAUGAGAACAAUCGAAAGAACAAGCAUCGAUCCAGGAAAGCCCUCAUUGAUCGCUUGGGGGAAGAAGUGGAGAGGCUGUCCGCGGGUUCCAUUUCCACCCAGCAGGAAGUGGCCGGCCUGGAUCCAAUAGCGGCUGCCGGAGUGCAGGCGUUUGAUGCUGAUGAAUACCUUCGGUGGAUGAAGAAGAGAGCUGUUCGCACCCUUGCCGAAAACCGCUACCGCACCACGGAUGAGAACGGCAAACACCUGUGGUCGGCGGGUGGUGCUCUUGAAGUGAUCUCAGUGCGCGGCUCCAAGUCGCUGCCCGACCUCACCAAUUUGACGCCUCUCCACCGCGAUCCCGAUCGAACCGCUUUCAUUUUUGCUUGGUUUCACGCGAAAGAAGCUGUGAACAACGGACAGCAGGAUGCCGAGACCUUGAAAGGCUUCGUGCAUCAGGUCAAGUUCGUGGAUCUGGCCACAGAUGACGAGACUGAGCACAAGAAGUUCGAGCUUGCUCAAGAGAUCAAGGAUGAAGUGGAUGUUUUGGUGUUGCAGGGUUUUCGCCAGAUGAAGGCACUGGCGUACGUGAGGGACUUCUUGAAGCAGCAGGGCAAGGGAAGCAGUGAUCAGGAUAUGGAGAAGUGGCUCAUUGUCCAGGACAUGCUGAAUGAUCGCUGUGAUCCGAAGAUGAACAAGGAACAGGUGACCCAAGCGAUUGCAAGGGCUCUUCUCAAAAGGAGGAUUACCAACCUUUUGACUGCAAGGCUUCGGGGCAUUGACCUGCCGGACGAGACGUACAUGCCUGGCUACGCACCAUCACAGGUCUUCGGCACACUCUUUUCCAGCAUCGUAGCUUUCCGUGCCUCCCAGUUGCACGAGACAACCUACAUGGUGUUGCCGUGGGUGAGACAGCUUCCAUCCUGGCAGGUCGAUGCUGUGCAGUUCGCGGCCAAGCUCCUUCGAGGAAGCAAUGCAGUGGACAAGAAGCUGGACGCGGCUUUGGCCUUGGAUCCUCUCAUCCCGGCAGAGACGCUUUUCCAGAUGCAGGAAUGGCAAAAAUCACAGCUUUUCGAUUUCAAAGAGAUCUUGGACCAGCGCAAGGCUGCAAUGGAGCCGCCUUCGCCCAAGCUUGAAGUCCCCAAGCCGGAGCCUGAGCCGGCGAAGCCUGAUCCGGCUCCGCCAGUUCCUGAGGAAACCCCUGACGAACCGGAGACAAUGCCCCAUGUCAUGGCAGAGGUGCCUGAAGAGGAGGUCCCAUCGGGACCUGCGCCGAUGAACCGGCUCAAAUUCUUCAGUCUGUUGGACAUCCCCUCGGACAUUGCUUCGACCCUGCAGGGUGGGGAUGACUACUACUUCGAGCAGGUGCUGGAUUGGGCGAGGGUGAAGGUGAACACGUUCGUGGAGAUGGAGGUGAAAAGCCCCACGGCCGAAGGGAAGCGAAACCAAGUGGCAGCCUUGUACUCGCGGAACGGUGGGACCCCCUUGUUCAUCAUCUACGACGUCAAGUGCCGCCUCCACAUCAAAGACGACCUGUUGGUCAACCCAUGGCGGCGCCCGACACCGCUCAAUGCGACCGAAUUCAAGCAAUGGCUUGCAGCUUUCUGGUUGGACACGAAAGUGGCUGCAUCGGGCCCUCCUCUCUUCCGAUCGAAAGAUGUCUUCGUGGCCAUGGACGGCAGAUCCCCAACCAAUUCAGAUGCCAUGCAGAAGCAUUUGGUGUCUGUGCUGAAGAGUGUGGACAACAUGCCAAACCCUCUUGAGAAUGCAUUCAUCAUCGUGACGAAAGACUUCGUCCUGAAGCACAGGGACUCCUCCAUGCCAACGGUUGUCAGCGACAAUUACAGCCGUGGUUGGCAAGCCAUGGACAUGAAAUCCAGAAUUGAUCAUGACUUUGCGACGGUCGCCCCGGCUGUCUAUGAAUGUCUCAUGAAGAAGGCCAGUGUUACUGCUGACGACAGUGCUGAGACAACAAAUACGGAGGAAGGGAGGUCCUUGAUGGACUCGGAUGAGCCUCAGCCGCCGCCGGCAACAGCUGCCGGAGCAGCCGAGGACGAGGCGGCUGCGAAGUCCAAGCAGACUUUCCCCAUCGCACCGUGGGAAAACAGCGAGCAGCACAGCCAGCUGCUUGUUGAUCUUUACAAGUAUGAGCCGGCCAAUGCUUUGAUCAAGACACAGCCGCGUGUUGUCUCGAUUGAGCCCUCCAUAUCCCUCGCGACUGCAUGCUGCCGAAAGCACAUUUGCGUCACCAUGUUUGUGGAGUCGGAGCGUCACAAAGAGGCUGUAUUUCAGUCUCUCAUCAUGCGGAUCAGCUACGAGAUCAUGUCAGGCCGUGCGGAUGGGUUUGUGAUGAGGAAAAGGCUUCUGACACGUGAGAACUCCUUGUCUGGCUCUGAAUCCCAACGGCCGCCACUUCCUUCCCCAAGUGCGGUUUCAGUCGACCCGUCGCAAGAGGCUCAGGACUCCGUCGCCGAUGGCAGCGCAGAGGACGUCGAUGCUAUGCUUGAUUCCUUCAAGGAAGACGAAGAAGAGUUCUAG
Molecule: messenger RNA, 2655 nt
Organism: Symbiodinium sp. CCMP2592
Lineage: Eukaryota; Dinophyceae; Suessiales; Symbiodiniaceae
Source: the annotation of a GenBank genome assembly